This is a messenger RNA of Oryza brachyantha (malo sina), 1542 nucleotides long. RefSeq names its product spermidine hydroxycinnamoyltransferase 2-like. Lineage: Eukaryota; Viridiplantae; Streptophyta; Magnoliopsida; Poales; Poaceae. The coding region runs from base 17 to 1438 and encodes 473 amino acids. The record is from RefSeq and is a predicted model, not a curated record. The transcript has 2 exons.
CGUAUCAUAUAUACACAUGGAUACACCGGCCAUGGUCACCUUCACGGCACGGCGGAGCAAGCCUGAGAUGGUGACGCCGGCAAGGCCAACGCCACGGGAGACGAAGACUCUGUCCGACAUGGACGACCACCAUGCCCAUCUGGUGUAUACCCCCCUGGUCGAGUUCUUCCGCUGCCGUGCCGGUGCAAGGGCGCCGGAGGACCCGGCGAAGGCCGUCAAGGCGGCCCUUGCUGAGGCUCUCGUGUGGUACUACCCCAUCGCCGGCCGGCUGCGGGAGGUCACCGGAGGUAAGCUGGUGGUGGAGUGCACGGCGGAGGGUGUGGCGUUCGUGGAGGCCGACGCCGACGUGAGACUAGAGGAAUUCGGCGAGCCGCUGCUGCCGCCGUUCCCGGGCGUGCCCAUGGACGAGCUGCUGUGUGAUGCCGGUGACAUCGCGGUGGUCGUUGCCAAGCCAAUCAUCUUCCUGCAGGUGACACGGUUCAAGUGUGGAGGAUUUGUUAUGGGCUUCCACAUAUGCCACUGCAUUGCGGACGGGUUUGGCAUGAUCCAGUUCAUCAAAGCCAUGGUUGACAUCGCACGAGGCAGCGAUGAACAAGCUCCAAUGGUUCUCCCCGUGUGGGAGAGGGACCUCCUAACAGCCCCACCGUCUACCGUCGUCGACUACCCUAUAUCCAAGUCAGAGAUCAAGAACUCCACCUCCUCCAUCGACGACGACAUCAUGCUCUCCACGCCACAGGAAUCCAUGGUCGGAAACUACUUCCUCUUUGGCCCUAGAGAAAUCUCUGUCCUGCGAAGCCAUAUCAUCAAGGAUGAUCAUGAUCUUGGGAGAACGACGAGCAGGUUUGAGCUGCUCACUGCGGUGAUAUGGCGAUGCCGGACGGUGGCGCUUGGCUACAAGCCUGACCACCGUGUCCACUUCAUCUUCAUCGCAAACGCUCGCAGUCAUCGCGGCGAGGAUUGCCUCCGCAUCCCGGAGGGAUACUACGGCAACGCUCUCACCUACCACAUCGUCGGUGCCACCGUCGACGAGCUGCUCAGGAACUCGCUGGCGCACACGGUCGGGCUGAUACGCGAGGCAAAGCUCAAGACGACGGAGGAGGACGUGAGGUCCACCGUCGAGUUCAUGGCAUCGCAGCGUGGGCAGCGGUUUCUGUCUCUGGGGUUCGACAGGGCGUACGUCGUGUCAGACUUUACGAGGCUCGGUGAGGACAGGCUGGAUUUCGGGUGGGCCGAGCGGAUCGGCGGCGGAGUGGCCAAGCCAUCGUUCGUGAGCUAUCACGGCAGGUGCAAGCUGAGGGGUUCUGAUGGUAUCGACGAAGAAGCUAUUGCUGUGUCGAUGCUGCUGCCGAAGGAAGCCAUGGACAGGUUUGAGAAGGAGUUGGCAGUUUGGUUGAAGUUGAACAAGGGCGACGGUGCUGAGAGCGCGAAAGUAUUCUAAACUCAUAAGGGGAUAUCCCCUCGAGUUUUAAAUCCCCUCCCGAACGAAAGCCUCUAUAGCAAAACCCAAUACCUAUUAUACAUACAUACAUGCAUAUACUCAUA